Molecule: messenger RNA, 1181 nt
Organism: Tupaia belangeri chinensis (Chinese tree shrew)
Lineage: Eukaryota; Metazoa; Chordata; Mammalia; Scandentia; Tupaiidae
Gene: ATOH7
Product: atonal bHLH transcription factor 7
Exons: 4
Coding region: 1-714 (237 amino acids)
Biological process (GO): axon development; positive regulation of transcription by RNA polymerase II; neural retina development
Cellular component (GO): nucleus
Molecular function (GO): E-box binding; protein dimerization activity; DNA-binding transcription factor activity, RNA polymerase II-specific
Source: RefSeq, a predicted model, not a curated record
AUGAUGAUCAACUUUGUUCCAUAUAUUGCCCCCACACUCAGCAUUCUGCACUCGCUCCACACCCGGCAACAAACCUCGUUUCCUCAGAUGAACAAGCUCCGAAGGAGCUUGUCCGUAAGGCUCCUAAACAGACUUGGCUGGAGAGCAUUCCCUAAAGAACCGAUUCAUCCCGCACUCUGCGACCGCUACUGCGAAGAAGCGCUCCUUCCCUAUCUGAGCGUCGGGGAAGAUUUCAUCUUCCUGAGAAGGAACCUGGUGCUUCCUCAGAGGACUUUUUCAAAGGCCUUCCCUGAACACGUCAACUCUGCUGCAAGAAGCCCGGCGGCCCGGCCGGGCACGUGCGCCGGGGCCGGGCGGCUGGAGAGCGCGGCGCGCAGGCGCCUGGCGGCCAACGCGCGCGAGCGCCGCCGCAUGCAGGGGCUCAACACCGCCUUCGACCGCCUGCGCAGGGUGGUGCCCCAGUGGGGCCAGGAUAAAAAGCUGUCCAAGUACGAGACCCUGCAGAUGGCGCUGAGCUACAUCAUGGCCCUGACCCGCAUCCUGGCCGAGGCCGAGCGAUUCGGCUCAGAGCGGGACUGGGUUAAUCUCCACUGUGAGCACUUCGGCCGAGACCACUACCUCCCGUUCACCGGUGCGAAGCUGCCUGGCGAGGGCGAGCCCUACGGCCAGAGGCUCUUCGGCUUCCAGCCCGAGCCCUUCCAGAUGGCCAGUUAGGGCGCCCAGCGAUUCUCCCCUAAGCAGCUUCAGGGGAUCUUGGGGGCCUAGGAGUGUAAGGAUGCGUUCGUCGAGUAAAAUUAGUGAACUUUCACGUUACUUUUAUCUGCAUCGUCAGACCUAAGGAUGUAACAACUUUAUUGCCUUUCUUCCCACCUUCUCUGUAUUUUGUAGAUUUUAUUAAUGGAUCUUGUUCAGAUUGCUGUGCCCUGAUAGUGCCCAUCUCCUUUCCCCUUUCUCUGGACUACUUGGAAGGAAAACAAUCUUUUAAAAAAUAGGAUUAGGCUAUACUGUAGUUUCAGUCCGCAGAAAAAUCACUUUCUCAAACUUUGUAAGUUUGUCCUAUCCGGGUGAAGUCAGUAUCCACCACUUGCGAAUGCUCAAGGCAGAGCUACCUCCCUGCAGUGUAAAUGCCUUUGUGCGUUGUGUGUGCAUGCAUGAAAUAGACUUUUUUUCCCCUUUGUAGC